AUGAAACCCGAUAAAGAAGAAUCAACUAGUAAUCAAAUACCAAGAUAUUUAUCAAAAUAUUAUCAACAAAAUCCAAAUGAAUAUCAAAAACAAAUAUUUGAAAAUCUUACUCAAGCCAAAUAUGAAAAAGAAACAGCUAAAUUUGAUGUAGCUAUAUUAAAACAACGUAUUGUUUAUAAUCAUUUACCAACAUCAUUUGAAUCACUUAAAAUACCUCCACCCAUAUCAUUCGAUACAAUUACUGAUACGAUGACUUGUCAACGUUUAAAGGAUCGAUGUGAGAAAAUUUUACAACGAACGAAAUCCGAAAUGAUGAUGAUUUAUAUUACAACAGCCGAAACAAAAAUGAAUGAAUAUGAAAAGAAAUUCGAUACAGACUUGGCUAAAAUGAAAGAAAAUCAAUGUUCUGGUCCAUCACAUAAAAAAUUAACUCAAACAAUGUUGAAUAUUAUGGAACGACGUUUUAAGAAUAUUAAUGAACGUCUUAUAUGUCUUUACAAAUUAAAAUUACGUUUUUUCGUCAAUGCUCCGACGGAACAAGUUACAUUUCUUAAUCGUGGACCAACCUAUGUUCCACCAUGUCAAAUACAUAUUUUAUCAAAAUCUUCUUUACUACUGGCUCAAAUCGUUACGAAACAAAUGGCACCACUUCAACGAGAACUUGCAAAACUUUUCAUCAAAUAUCCAAUCGAUCUCUCUCAUCAAAUGCAUUUUGAAAACGGGAUUGAACAAUUAUUCAAUGAAUCAUUUCUUCAACCUAUGCCUUCUGUACUUGAAGAGCGUGCACUCUAUGAAAAACAACUCAUUCUAUCAAUUAGAUAUCAAUUAAAUAAAGAUCAAUUGAUUCUACGGCGAACCGCUGAUGAAAUGAAUACAUAUUAUCUUGGUCGAUUGAAUGAAUGUAAUCAAAAAUCGAAUGAAUAUAUUCAGAAUUCAACUUGUUACGAACUGAUUGAAACAAUUAAUGAAAUUAAUACAGCACAACAACGAUUAGAAGGAAUUAUUCAAUCUAUUGAUUUACAACUAGAAAUAUUAUAUCAAAGAAAAUUGAUUAAAGAAGAUCAUUUAAUCAGAUUAAGUAUUGGCAAAAAAACAAAUAUCAAUCUUCCAUAUCUUUAUUUCUUACCAGAAACAAAUGAAAAUGUUCAUAUGUCAGUACAACCACGACUAUCAUCAUGUCAGCAUUGUCCAAUAUAUACUACUCUAGCUACUUAUCUUAAUCAACUUCUUCAACCAUUAUUUGAUAAUUUUUCACGAUCAACAACAUUUCUUAAUGGUGGUGAUUUUAUACAAAAACUACAAUAUUAUUGUAUACAACUAGAUCUUCUUCUACCGAAAACAUAUUUUGCAACAUUUAAAAUUCAUGAUUUAUAUACGAUGAUAUCACAUUCGGCUCUUCUUGAAGCAUUAGAUAUAUUUCUAGUAAAUCCACUUGUCAAUGGAGGUCCAUUAAAUUUACCAUUAAUAGAAUUAUUAUGUCAUAUUUAUAUGCAUCAUUGGCAAUAUUCAUUAGUUACACAUAUUUGUUUGAAAGAUGCAUUCUAUGGUCGAUAUAAAGAUACAGGUUUUUUAACAUGGAAUGGUCUGAUUGAUCAAUUGCAAACAUUAUUCAAUAAACUUGAACAAGAACUAGAUUCGAAUCUUCAAAUGACAACAAUUAUUAGUAGUGAUGUUCAUUUUCUUCAUGCUGCUGUUGAAAAUCGAAAAGGAUCUUUACAUACUCAUGUGUAUCAUGAUUCAACAAUUCAACCAUUUUUAUUACCUUAUGAGCAUAGUCAUCCACGAUUAUUUCAUCGACAAUGGUUUCGAGCUGCUCUUAUACGUGCUGGUCAAUAUUGUAGUUCGUUCGAAGAUUUUCAAGACGAACGACUUUAUAUUGAACUAACAUUUCUGGCUAAUGGGUAUUCAUUAGAUUUUAUCAAGUAUCAUAUCAAACGAUUCUUGACAAGAUUUAAUCCAAAUGAACAAAAACCAAUGAAUUUGAACCGAUCUACAUAUCUUUCAUUUCGUAAUGAAUUAUUUCGUUGUAUCGAUCAACAAAAACGUGAUCUAUUCGAAGAACAACAACUACAAAAGAAUCAUCAAUUAAUUCAAUUACAUUAUCUUUUCGAUUGGGGUUCAAGAUGUCAAUUCAAUCAAAAGUUUUAUCAAUAUUGGUCUACUAUUCUCGAGCAAGAUCCAGAGUUUAAAAAAUAUAGAUUAAAAAUCAAACUUAAUACUAAACAUUGUUAUUCACGGAAUACUCUCUUGGCUCGAUCGAAUAAUACAUAUCUAUAA
Molecule: messenger RNA, 2277 nt
Organism: Rotaria sordida
Lineage: Eukaryota; Metazoa; Rotifera; Eurotatoria; Philodinida; Philodinidae
Source: the annotation of a GenBank genome assembly